This is a messenger RNA of Penicilliopsis zonata CBS 506.65, 585 nucleotides long. RefSeq lists its product as hypothetical. Bases 1 to 585 code for a protein of 194 amino acids. NCBI's taxonomy places the organism in Eukaryota, Fungi, Ascomycota, Eurotiomycetes, Eurotiales, Aspergillaceae. The record is from RefSeq and is a predicted model, not a curated record. The transcript is spliced from 2 exons.
AUGCGAGUUACAAACACCGUCAAACUCUGUCUCUCCUGCCUGCUAAAACGCGGCCACCACCCACCCCCGUCGUCAUGGAAGGGCAAGGCGCCUCUUGAAGACGCCUCGGCGGUGCAAGUCAACUGUUUCGCUACUGUGGACUGUGGUGCCGAGCAAGACUCGUGCUGCGGCGCGGAGAAGAUCGAUGAUGACGAGGCCGACGACUUCCACAGCAUCAUCAGCGACAGCAGUACGGGGAGCAAGUCCCGGCUGGUGCGUGUGGUGAGCGUCGUGCGGACGAGACGACGGUGGACCGGCGAACAGGAGCGCGAUCUCAGUAUCGCCGAGCACGAGCUGGCGAGAUGUCAGAAGGCGUGGAGCUCAGAACAGGAGCUAUGGUUGGCAUAUAUCAAAGACCUCGAGGAGGAAAAAGAAGCACACGAAGAUUUCCUCCACCAUCGAUCGAAGCAACAAGACGACGAGCGCCUGCGGUUCCGUCGGGCAUGGGAACGACGACGGUCGGAUGAUGGACAAUCGGAUCCUUCGCCGAGACGGAAUAGUAUGAGCAAGCUGCGACGAUUGCGCAAGGGCAGUGACAGCAGUUGA